UUUGAAGGAACCAGAAUCUCUGGAGGCAUCAGAAGGGGCCUUGGGGUGAGGCCCCACAGGGAUGUCAUUUGCUGGCUCACAGGUGGUCAGACCACCUCCCCCGGCCUCCAGGGCAGCUUUUCCCUACAGAGCUGCAGUUCUGACCCCUCCCUUCGGGGGCCCACCCGCAGCCCAGCCCUUUCCCCAGGGCCCCACAGCUUCAGAAAUUGGGGGAAAGACGGCAGAAGAAGGGAGUAGAGCUAAAACGGUUCCAGACCUGGACCUGGAGGAGGGAGAGGCGUUUCCUUACUGCAGGGCACCGGCCUCUCCCUUUGUUUGCUCUGAGAUAGCCGGUCUCGCCCCUGCCGGGCCGGGGAGGCUGCCCCGCGGGCGCCGCCUUCCCUUCCAGGCCCGGGCACCAGACCAGCGACGGCGGGACGCGGCCAUGGCCCGGCUCCCGGGGCCUUUGCUGUGCGGGGCGCUGCUGGGCUUGGUCUACAUGACGGCCCCCGGCCGGGCGGUGGAGGUGCACGUGCCCGCCGAGCCCCUGAGCGCGCCGACGGGCCAGACGGCCGAGCUGCGCUGCGGCUACAGCACGUCGGUGACCGACAGCUUCGCCCUGGAGUGGAGCUUCGUGCAGCCCGGGAAGCCCAUCUCGGCGUCGGCCCCCAUCCUGUACUUCACCAAUGGACAACUGUAUCCAACUGGUCCUAAGGCAAAGCGGGCCAGCCUGCUUCAGAACCCCCCCACAGGAGGAGUGGCCACCCUGAAGCUGACUGAUGUCAACCCCUCAGAUACUGGAACCUACCUCUGCCAAGUUAACAACCCGCCAGAUUUCUACACCAACGGGUUGGGGAUAAUCAACCUUACUGUGCUGGUGCCCCCCAGUCGCCCCUUGUGCAGUCAGACUGGUCAAAUCUCUGUGGGGGGCUCUGCUGCACUGAGGUGCAGCUCUUCUGAAGGAGCUCCCAGGCCAGUGUACAACUGGGUCCGUCUUGGAUCUUCUCCUACACCUUCUCCUGGCAGCAUGGUGCAAGAUGAUGUAUCCGGUCAGCUCAUUCUCACCAAUCUCUCCCUGGCCUCCUCGGGCACCUACCGCUGUGUGGCCACCAACCAGAUGGGCAGUGCAUCCUGUGAACUGACCGUCUCUGUGACUGACCCUUCCAAAGGCCGAGUGGCCGGGGCUGUGAUCGGAGUGCUCCUGGGCGUGCUGUUCCUGUCCGUGGCUACGUUCUGCCUAAUAAGAUUCCAGAAAGAGAGGAAGAAGAAGCCCAAGGAGACAUACAGGGGUAGUGACCUUCGAGAGGAUGCCAUCGCUCCUGGGAUUUCUGAACAAACUUCUCUGAGGGCCGAUCCUAGCAAUGGGCUCCUGGAGAAGCCCCUCUCUGACGCCACUGUGAAGACCACCAAGUCUAAGCUCCCUGUGGCCGUCUGAUUUCCCUGCCCAUCGCUAAGGGGGAAUAUCAGCAAUUAAAGCCCCUGGGUUCCA
Molecule: messenger RNA, 1468 nt
Organism: Miniopterus natalensis
Lineage: Eukaryota; Metazoa; Chordata; Mammalia; Chiroptera; Miniopteridae
Gene: VSIG2
Product: V-set and immunoglobulin domain containing 2
Source: RefSeq, a predicted model, not a curated record